UUUUUGGGGAAAUUGAGAAAUCGAUGCCAAGUGACUCCUUGCGGUUUAAUGUGCCUAAUACUAAGGUAUUAUAGUUGUAUCUUCGCCUGAAUAUUAACAAACAUGCGUAUUUCGUUAGCCGUAACUACCUUUUUUGCUUGAAUUACUAAAGGCUUUGGGAGUAAGUACAGAUUACUAGACAACUGCAGCCGUAACUACUGCAGAUAAGGCGUUUUGCCUUAGCAAACGUCACAUACUACAUUUUUUGCUUUAGUAAAGUAUCACUUGCCCCCAUUAUACUCUAGUAAGUGGACGUCAUUUUUAACCUUAAUAAACAGCUGCAGUAAAUUAAUAAGUGCAUAUCAGGCAGCGUCAGUGACUGUGUUUCUGAGUAUUAUUAUUAUAAUUAAUAAUAAAUUCACUUCGUUACAUUUACAUUGUUGGUUUAACUGAUGGCUUCACGAGGUAAACAUUUAGUGAGUUUGUGUAUUGAUCAACGAGAAAAGUUGAAAACGGCUACGGUGACAAGUACUUCAAAAGCUAAUACCGCCUCCAACAACGCAAACCUUCAUCAAGGCAACUCCAACGAUCCUCGUAAUGAUUUUAAUCUAUCUGAAGCUAAAGAUACGGAAACUGAUCAUUUAUUAGGCGAUAGUGAUUUGUGUGUUUCUGCGCCUACCACCAGUGCAGCAGCAGUUAUACCUGAUGGCAUAUAUAUAAUUAACGAUAACGGAUAUUUGGAUCCAGUUAUUGACUAUAUUGAGACUGAAAUAGAUGUUGAUGGUAUUCAGAUAGAUGGUCUUCAGUUACCUUUCGAUGAAAUACGUACAAUUAAUCAACCUUGCAUUUCUUCAGCUGAGGAUAACCAAAAUUUCAACAAUGGAGCAGAAACUGAAGUUACAUCAGAUAAUCCUACUGUAAAUAAGGUUGUUCCUGAAACCCCUAGUGAUCCAAUACCGGAAGCUCAAUUAGAAAUUGAUUGUGGACUUACCAAGACUGGAAACCCAAGAAAGAGAAAGAAAUAUUUGUUGUCGCGAACCGAAAGGAAUACAAUUAAGAAAAGAAAAGCAAUGGAGGGGCACAAUGUAAAACAAUCAUGUCCAGUUACCUGCAAAGUCAAAUGCUCUUCAAUUAUAACUCCUGAACGACGAAAAGAGAUUAAUAAACAGUAUUGGUGUCUUCCUACAACACAGGAAAAGAAAACAUUUGUUCUGAGUUCCGUAAGCAAAAAGCCGGUAACCAGACGAACAACAUGCAGUCCAAACUCAAGGCGUUCUUUUACCAAUGAGUAUUUUCUAAAAAAUGCGGAUGGUACCUCACUACGCGUGUGCAAGACGUUUUUCUUAGCUACAUUAGGCUAUGAAAAAAAUAAUGACAAAAUCUUGCAGAGCCUUUCUAAGCAAACGACCAACAUUUCAUCCAGUCAUGAUAAAAGGAAAGGGCGCAUUCCAGCAAACAAAGUUGAUCAUGAGGUUAUUGUAAAACACAUCGAAUCUUUUGAACCCUCAAUUUCUCACUACAGGCGUGAGCAUGCGCCUAACCGUAGGUAUUUACCAAGCGACUUAACCAUUACAAAAAUGCACGAAGAUUUUGUAAAAAAGCAUCAAAAUUUUAAAUGUUCUUAUGAUCUGUAUAGAAGUGAGGUAUCAAAGUUAAACAUCUCGUUUGUGAAACUUGGUCAUGAACAAUGCGAACUAUGUGAACAUUUUAACCUACAUGAGCACAACAAAGAAAACGUACAAAUUGAGAACUGUGAAACUUGCAAAAUCUACGAUUCUCACAUUAAGAAUGCUGGUGCUGCAAGACAAGACUACAAGAAUGACUCCGCUAAGGUAUCAAAUGAAGAUGAAAUUAUUUACUCUGUCGAUAUGCAAAAAGUCAUAAUGCUACCAAGAUGUGACAUGUUCAAAAAUGUCAUUUUUACCACAAGGCUAACUGUAUAUAAUGAAUGUUUUGUUCCUGUUGGGACCAAAUCGAAACGUCCAACGGUGGCAUGUGUAUGGCACGAUGCAAUUCGGGGAAGGAAUAAAGAAGAGCUAAUUAGCACUGCAUACAAAUUUUUUUUAACUGAAGGACGUGAUGUUAAAACCAUAAUUCUGUGGAUGGACAAUUGUUCCUCGCAGAACAAAAACUGGGCAUUUCUUACACAUCUUGUUUUUUGUGUCAACUCAACUGAAAUAUCUGCUGAUACAAUCCACAUAAAAUACUUUGAAACAGGACACAGUUUUAUGUCGGCGGAUUCGUUUCACCAUAGGGUAGAAAAAUCAUUACAACAAUUCAAGAAAGUGUAUGACUUCGAGGAUUUUAAAAAAUGUGUUCAAAGUGCCUCUUCAAAAGUUGCAGUAGCUGAGAUGAAACCAAGCGACUUUUUUCAAUGGGUAGACUGCAGCAUUAAAAGAACUACCAAAAAGAAAAAUAAUACGACACCUAAUACAAAGAAAAAACACUCAUCUGUUGAAUGUUCUGAUGCAAAGGAACCUUUGCCUUAUUUAAAGGAAAUGAAUCAAAUAAAGGCGAUCAGGGGUAAAAUGAAUCUGUAUUAUAAAAGUUCUUUUAAUGAGAAUGACGAUUGGAAAGAACUUCAUUUUCUUAAUGCUACAACUUUAAAAAAAGGUUUGAAGGUCCCACCAGCACACGAAAUGCCGAUAGGAAUUUCACAUAAAAGAAAAACCUCCAUUUUGAAAGAACUAGUUCAUGGGAAAAAAGCUAUUAUACCAGAAAACCGGUUUCCGUUUUGGGAAAAUCUACCAGAGAGGCCAGGUGACAACUAGUUAGUGCACUAAGUAGGACUAUCGAUUACAGAUGGGAAGUUUUGUUAUUCUACUCGCACGUUUAAUUAGGCUAUCAUGCUGUAACCUUAUCUCUAGCUUAGUAUUUGGGUGUGUUUCGUAUGUUUUAAUAAAUUAGUUUUUUUUAGUACUACCAUGGUAUUUCAUUUUAUUUUAGUGAUGUACGAUCUUAAUCAUUUUGCUUCAUUUCCUAAUUAUUUGUAUUAUUUUUAUACAUUUACAAAUCGUUAUAUAUGAGUCAAUUUUGACCUCCCUUAAAAAUAGCUCCCUACUUUGUCUAUUAUAGACUAUUCCCUCUAUUUCGGACAAUAAAAUACUCAGGAAACUUGGUUACAUGUGUAUUUACUAAACCAAUUCAACCGUAAGUACGCAGAU
Messenger RNA from Photinus pyralis (common eastern firefly), 3143 nucleotides. RefSeq lists its product as uncharacterized. The record is from RefSeq and is a predicted model, not a curated record. Lineage: Eukaryota; Metazoa; Arthropoda; Insecta; Coleoptera; Lampyridae. Bases 432 to 2750 code for a protein of 772 amino acids. The transcript is spliced from 2 exons.